Sycon ciliatum is the source of this 2393-nucleotide messenger RNA. Its product is annotated as sec1 family domain-containing protein 1-like. Bases 134 to 2008 code for a protein of 624 amino acids. The record is from RefSeq and is a predicted model, not a curated record. Gene Ontology annotation, molecular function: syntaxin binding. NCBI's taxonomy places the organism in Eukaryota, Metazoa, Porifera, Calcarea, Leucosolenida, Sycettidae. Gene Ontology annotation, biological process: intracellular protein transport; endoplasmic reticulum to Golgi vesicle-mediated transport. The transcript has 25 exons. Gene Ontology annotation, cellular component: Golgi membrane; cytosol.
AAAACGUAGAAACGCACUGAGAUCCCAGCUUGACUCUUUUGGCCAUUGUGUAUGUUCUGUUGCCGAAACUGUAACCACUGACUCGUGGAGCACAGGCAGUAUCACCCUGAUGUCUUGAAAGGGAGUUGGCGAAAUGGCUUCGAAUAGCUUUUCAGAUUUGACGGAACGCACUGACCUUCGGUCUCGUCAGACGGAGGCCAUCAAGCGGAUGAUAAAUUUCAAUGCUCCGUUAAAGUCAACGACUGCCGAAGAGCCUGCAUGGAAGGUCCUUGUGUACGACAAGUAUGGACAGGAUAUCAUUUCGCCAGUGUUGUCCGUACCCGAGCUGCGUGACCGAGGAGUGACUCUGCACCUCCAGCUUCACAGCAAACGUGACCAAGUUGCGGAUGUCCCUGCAGUUUAUUUUGUGCUCCCCACUGCCGAGAACAUCGCUCGUAUUUGUCAGGAUAUUCGCAGUGAAAUGUAUGAGUCGUAUUACUUCAAUUUCGUCACGGCUGUCCCACGGCAGAGACUGGAGGAGAUUGCCACAGCUGCCAUCGAGUCCGAUGCUGUUGCCUCAAUUUCCAAGAUCGUUGACCAGUAUCAGAGCUUCUUGAGCUUGGAGGACGAUAUGUUUGUGGUGCGGCAGCACGACCUGGAGCCCCUGUCCUAUUACGGAAUCAAUCGCUCUGAUGCGCAGGACACCGACAUGCAGGUUAUGCGUGACACCAUUGUGGAGUCUCUAUUCGCGCUCUUCGUUACGCUAGGUACUGUACCAGUGAUUCGGUGUCCACGCGGCAAUGCAGCGGAGAUGAUUGCAGAGGCUCUGGACAAGAAACUGCGCGAGAACCUGCGUGAUACGCGCAACAGUCUAUUUACCGGUGAUACUGCUGCUGGGCAAUUCAGUUUUCAGAGGCCAUUGCUGAUUCUGCUGGACCGCUCCCUUGACCUGGCCACACCACUGCACCAUUCUUGGACGUAUCAAGCUCUCAUACAUGACCUGAUGGAACUCUCAUUGAACCGUGUCACCGUAAGAAAUUCUGGGCCAGAGGCCACAACAGCUGGAGCUGCUGCAAGUAGUGGCAAGGCGUAUGACCUGAGCAGUACUGAUCAGUUCUGGCAGCAGCACAGAGGCAGUGCUUUUCCGACCGUGGCCGAUUCCGUUCAAGCUGAGCUCAAGGAGUACCAGGCAGCUGGUGACAGAGUCAAAGAUCUGAAAGUGGCUACGGACGAAGAAGACUCCGAUGGCAGCGCUCUGAUGCAGAAUACACAAAAGCUGUCGUCUGCACUCGGGUCUGUACCGGAACUGUUGGAGAAGAAGAAGGCACUGGACAUGCACACCAAUCUCGCCUCGGCCCUUCUGGAGCAAAUCAAGGACCGAAAGUUGGACAUGUUCUUCGACGCCGAAGAGAAAAUCUUGUCCAAGUCUACUUUGGAUCGUCCUGUGUUGGAGAUCAUCCAGGACCCACAAGCUGGCACGGCCCUGGACAAACUUCGCCUGUUUCUCAUCUGCUAUCUCAUGAGCUCAUCCAUGACCGAUGCAGACCUUAGUCAGCAUGUGGAGGCACUGGAAGCGGCCGGAGCAGAUGUUGCCGCCGUCUCUUAUUUGAAGAAGUGGAAGGCAUUCUCCCAGAUGGCUGCUCCGGCAAGUCGAGCUGUUUCAUCAGUAGCAAGCAGCAGUUUCUCGCUGAAGUCCAUGAUCAAAGGCGUAAAGGAUCUUGUGGUGACAGAUAAGAACUUGCCAGUCACCCGCGUCGUAGAAUCCCUCAUGGAUAUGAGCCACUCUACGGAAAUUGAAGAUUAUCGCUACCUGGAUCCCAAAGUACUCAGACAAGCUGACAGUGCACCUAAAUCCCGCGCACCGUUCAGAGAGGCUGUUGUGUUUGUUGUUGGCGGCGGCAACUAUAUUGAGUACCAGAAUUUGCAAGAUUUUUGCAAGAGGUCGAACGGCAGCAAGCAUAUCUCAUACGGCACAAGUGAACUUGUCAAUGCCCAGCGAUUUGUUGACCAGCUCGCUCGGCUGGUGUAGUGGCGUUGAGUGGAAGGAGUUAGAUACCACUCCAGUGUGCCGUGUCCAUUAUCAAGCUGCCCUAUCAUCUUCCUUCGCUACUCGCCCACUCUCUCCCACCACAUUGCUAUUUGUACAGAAUUCCGCAGAGACCCCCCCCCCCCCCCCCCGCCAUCAUUAUGCCUGUUUUGUAUUUAAAAAAUCCCCUGUUGAAGCACUAAAAUUAUUGCACUAGUUUUUUUGUACAGCAAAUUUCACCUAUUCCUUUAUUUUUAUGUUUUAGAAUAUUCAAUUGUGUUUCUUAAAAGCAUUGUGUGUUUGCAUGUAACAUGGAAAAUAGAUUUUGAAACUGUAAACAGUAGUAGUAUGAAGUGAGAAAAGUAGCUUCUGAAUAUUUUGGAAAAUG